AUGGAGUGGGAUGAGGUUGAGACUAACGGUCUCCUACAACCUUUUGAGACAUCUGUCAUGUCUGCUCUUGUCGAACUUCGCCAAAGACAUUGGAAAGAAUGCACGAACUUGAUUAACAACUUUGAGUCAGGUUUGAGUCGCGUCAACGCAGAAAAAGCGGAUCUAGUCAAGUAUGCCCUCAUUCACUUCUCCACCUCUGCGUCAUUGGAUUCUUCCGCAAACGAUCUGACUCCGGUAGCUGCUCCUGCUUUCUUGCAUCGCAGACCUUCGGGAAAGCGUUUGUGUCUUGCAACCACUAAUGGUCAGCUGGCUGUCAACAUUGCUAGGACAGAAUCGAACGAGGUGAACGGGGAGUCAAAAGUUCUCGUUGCUGAAACACAGAACGACCUCCCCCCUGGUAAUUCUUAA
This is a messenger RNA of Hydatigera taeniaeformis, 408 nucleotides long. Lineage: Eukaryota; Metazoa; Platyhelminthes; Cestoda; Cyclophyllidea; Taeniidae. The record is from the annotation of a GenBank genome assembly.